AUGUUUUGCUGUGCUUGUGGUGUCGUUGAUGAAUAUUACGAUGAAAAUGCUAUAGUUCAUCACAAUGAUACACCUAAACACGCUUGCAAUAUGAUUUUAAUGGCAUAUAAAGAAAAAAAAAAAAACUUCAGCAAGAAUCGUGAUGGUGUCAUCAUCCUUGGCAGUGUUGAAAGUGAACCUUUGCCUGGUGCUGAUAUUAAUAAAGUGGAGAAUACAGAUCACCAUAAGAUAAGGAUAAUGGCUAAACCCAACCAGCCAGUGAAGUUUUCAUUCAGUAUUACUAAUGAUAUGCGAAAUGAAGACUUGUUAGUUGUUGGUAUUCAGUUGGCUCAUCCACAGUCACAGUUUCUUAUGAAUGAACAUCCAUACAUAUUUGGUGAAGAACCAAAUAUUUUGGAGAAAAAGACCACCAUAAAGGAUCAAGUUUUUGUAACAUUUGUGUCUUCAGAUAUUGGACAAUAUGAGAUGCCUAUUAUGUUCACAUUUCAUAGGAGAAGUGAUGAGAAAAAUAUCAUAAUUGUGCGAGAAAUGGUUGUUUCAGUUUAUGAAGAGCAUUUUGUUUACAAAUAUACAAAGACCCCUUUUACCAACAAGGAUUGGGAGCGAGCCGAUCACAUACUGUCGUGCCUUGUACCGCAUCAAUCAAAGUUUAAAAUACCAAAGUUAUUAAAAUUACUUUUACCUCAUGGUUUAGAAGAAAAAGCCUUGGAAGAUAUAAAUGCCCCUAGGGAAAUUAUAGAAAAACUACGGCUGUUAAUAAUUUCUACUAGGGCUAUAUUUGACGAAGGACCAACGAAAAUGAAUUACAUGGCUUACUUUCAUCACCUACUCUGGUGGGAAGAAAUUAUAGCAAAAAUGAACUUAAGGAAAUACAAUAUGUCCAAUGUUAUGAUUGAAAAACGGAACGACGCUUAUUACCUGGAAGUACCAGGACUGGCCGAAAAAAGACCAUCUUUACUGCGAGGUGACAGAGUGUAUGUUAAGCCACUUGAAAACACUAAGAUUAUAUUCGAGAGCACUGUAAAAGACAUUGAAGAUAGUCAUAUUCAAUUAGAAAACUUUGACGAAACAUUUCAUAUGUACUACCAUGCCGAAGCUCUUUUUGAUGUACGCUUCAUAUGUUCUUGCGUACCAGCCGAGCGUAUGCAUGAAGCGGUUAACCGAAUUUUUAUAUCCAAACAGGAAUCCCGAGUAUUUCCAGUGGCCCCCAAACGAAAAGUGAAUGUUAAACCUAUUAAUAAGUUUUACAAUCCGCUGAUUGUAGACAAUGAAGAGCAAAGAUCAGCAGUUGAGCAUAUAGUUGCUGCAUCAUCAGCAAAAGCUCCAUACAUUGUCUUUGGACCACCUGGCACCGGAAAAACUAUAACUAUUGUCGAAGCAAUAAUACAACUUGUAAUGCGUAACCCCAAAAACAGAAUAAUGGUCUGCACUGAUUCCAACAUGGCUGCUGAUCAUAUUGCUGUAAUGCUUUUGAAAUAUAACAAGACUUUGAAUAUAAGCAAUUUUCUUAUACGAGCCAACUCACAAAGCCGUGAAUGGACUGUUAUGCCUCCAGCACUCGCGCCCGUGUCAAAUGGUACUAGCUACGAGACAUUCUAUUCAUUAAGCAACGUACAUGUUGCUAUGUACAGAAUAUUCGUUACCACAUUACUACAUGCGGCAAAGUAUGGGUCGCCAAGAAGCCAGUCAAUGUAUAAGCUGCAGAUGACCCAUUUGUUUAUCGACGAAGCGGCCCAAUCCUCAGAGCCAGCCACUCUCGUGCCAAUAACCAAUCUUUUAUCGCCAAGCGGCUUUCUUGUGCUGGCCGGGGAUCCGAUGCAGUUGGGUCCUGUGUGUAUUUCCAAGGAGGCGAACACGAGAGGAUUGGGCACGUCCCUAAUGGAACGUCUCAGGGUGACCUACGAAACUUUUUAUAACGACAAUCCGAACUACGUAACCAUGCUCGUAAAGAACUUUCGAUCCGAUCCAGAUAUACUGGCAAUACCGAAUGAGCUGUUUUACAACAAAAAUUUACAGCCACUGGCGCCACCGGAUCCACUGAGCCGAACGAAAAUCUUAAAUGUAGCUGGUGGUGAGCGUGCUAUUGUAUUUCAUGCGGUAAAUUCAAGGGAGCAGAGGAUGGGGAAUGCCCCAAGCUUCUUCAAUGACAAGGAGUUGGAUGUCCUGAAAAAAUAUAUCAAAGCACUGAUAGAGCAACACCAGGUUUCUCCAAAGGAUAUAGGAAUUAUUGCACCAUAUAUAAGACAGGUUUACAAAAUGAAAAACUGGCUCACGAGUUCACAUUACAAUGAUAUCGAAGUUGGAACUGUAGAGUCGUUUCAAGGUAAAGAAAAGAGAGUGAUCCUGGUUUCAACCGUCAGAGCAAAUUGCCGACUGCUGGACUAUGAUGCCAAGUAUGGACUAGGUUUUUUAGUUGAUGACAAGCGAUUUAACGUCACACUGACACGAGCCAAAGCAAAACUAAUAAUUAUUGGGAAUCCUACCUGCCUCAUAAGGGAUCUCAAAUGGCGCAAGUAUAUGAGCUUGUGUGCCGAAUUCAAAUCUUACUAUGGUCAAAAUGCCCAACAGCCGGAACGUACGUCGCAACUCCUCAUCGAUAUUGCACGGACAAGGUUCGAUAAAUGCCGUAUUUCAGAAGAGCUAAAGCCAAAUUCGAAACAGAAAAAAUAA
Parnassius mnemosyne (clouded apollo) is the source of this 2670-nucleotide messenger RNA. The record is from the annotation of a GenBank genome assembly. Lineage: Eukaryota; Metazoa; Arthropoda; Insecta; Lepidoptera; Papilionidae.